Messenger RNA from Cannabis sativa, 309 nucleotides. RefSeq lists its product as uncharacterized. The transcript has a single exon. NCBI's taxonomy places the organism in Eukaryota, Viridiplantae, Streptophyta, Magnoliopsida, Rosales, Cannabaceae. The coding region runs from base 1 to 309 and encodes 102 amino acids. The record is from RefSeq and is a predicted model, not a curated record.
AUGCGUGGUGUAAUGAGAUUUGGAGUGAAGGGUAAGCUAGCCCCGAGGUAUAUUGGACCUUUUGAGGUUAUCGAGAGGAUUGGGGAGGUCGCUUAUCGAUUAAACUUACCAGGACGGUUGGGACAUGUUCAUAAUGUGUUCCAUGUGUCUAUGUUGAGGAAGUAUACUCCAGAUCCUUCACAUGUUAUUGAGUAUGAGGCUAUCCCUCUUCAGGUUGAUGUGACUUAUGAAGAGCAACCUGUCAAAAUCUUGGCGAGAGAGCUAAAAGUGUUAAGGAACAGAGAGAUUCCAGUAGUCAAGGUCUUAUGA